Molecule: messenger RNA, 3430 nt
Organism: Nylanderia fulva
Lineage: Eukaryota; Metazoa; Arthropoda; Insecta; Hymenoptera; Formicidae
Biological process (GO): acylglycerol catabolic process
Cellular component (GO): membrane
Molecular function (GO): monoacylglycerol lipase activity
Source: RefSeq, a predicted model, not a curated record
GUGUAUGCCAGAGAGACAUACAAUGGCCGCCGUGAGCCAACGUGCCGCGCGCCUCAAGUAUUAAUCGUCCUCAAUUUUCCCGUCUUAAUUUGCCGGCCGAGAGACGCCCACGAAAAAAAAAAACAGAAAAAAUGCACGACGCCUCGUCACGGUGCUAUCAUUCGGCCCGAGUCCGUUCGACAGCGUGCUCCGAUAUACGACGCCCGCGUCGUCCUGACGUAUCAUCAACGUUGACGCUCCUCGACGAAAACACAGUGGCCGUCGACACGCGACCGAUUGCACACGGGUGCAUUACGUCGUUGGGACGCGAAUGCUGAAACCUUCCACGACAAUCGAGGCGAACGUUACUUAUGCAUUGAUAUUGUGCUACCGUGUUGAUAUUCGUAGUGCGCGUCCUCAAAUUAUAGAGGUGUUUCAUUCGUUACCAGUGCAUUCAUGUCCCCUGGUGUUAUUAUGUAUCCUACGUAUAUAUGUCGUUCGCUUGAGGAAGAUAAUUAGAAAAAAGAAAUAUAUGCCAGUGCUAUGGCAUAUAUUCCGUACUCGAUGCUCGAGAAUCGGCUAUUCUGAUGUAUUUAUAAUUCGACUGCCCCGAAGAAGAGACGAAAAUGGCAACGAAAGUAGAGGAGACUCCCUCGUCUCCAACCGGGGGGUUUCCCUGGUACGGCAAGAUCUUCGAGUGUUGGAGAAAUCGGAGUCGAGUUAGUCCCGGAAAAAUCGAGUUGCCCGAUUGCGAUUUCUUUAUCGUGGCACCGCGACGUACGCUGCGCGUUCUCAAGCCGACCCUGAAGAGCGGCUGGUAUUACGAGAGCGCGGCGAACGACCGGCCGGAAUCGAUCAACGAUAAUUUCUUCGCCCGAUGGACCAGGAGGCCGCAUCCGUCCGGGAACUGCAGAUGCUCCUUCCGUCAGUCCACCGGUGCAUUGAGCACGAACGAGGAGCGAAUCAUAUCCGCGGAACUUAAUCGCAUCCGUACGAGUCUCUGCGAGGGCGAGAAAAACGCGCGCGACCUCGAGGAAUUGGAGCAAAAAGUCUCGGUGAAUUUGCAAAAAUUGCGGAACGCUGAUCACAUAAAUGAGACGAACCAGACGACGGUGCCGUCGAUACUAACAGAUCGUCAAUCGUUCGAACAAAAUGCGAAGCAACAAAUCGUUAAAGAUUUAGAAAGGUAUAUCAAUACGCUUCUGGAAGAAGUGCUCGACGACACCGUUAAGCAUGUAACUGGCGUAGAAAAAAAUGGUGUUCAACAUUCUUGGCAACAAACGAAAAAUAAUUUGAAAUCACAGUCUGAUAAAUCCAAAGAUGAAAUUUCGAUAAAGAGAGACCAGGAUGAUUCUAUUAUCGAUAUUAAUUCCCGUCUUUCAAUAGAUAAGACAGAAGAACAAUGGAGCGUAGAAAAUGAAUGUAAAAAACAAGAAUUCGCCAGAGUUUCAAUAGGCGAAGGUUAUGUGAAUCCUGCUUUUGUCGAUUCGACAGAUGAAUUAGCUUCCUUAGACUUCAAUCACUCUGCAAGAAAACGCGCCGACCUGUAUUUUGGAAUAUCGGGAAAUACCGAGAGCAUCGCGCCGGAACAAUUAGACUGCGUGGACUCUGGAAUAAACAGUGUGGAAACGAUCGAAUUUCAAUUACUUGAUCAAGAACCCAGCUUCGAGCAAUCCCUAUUACGAAUCAUCGAUGAAAAAUUGGGAAGAGGUCCUCUGACGAAUAACUCGGAGGAAGAUAGAGGAAGUCCUGAGAAAAAUUUGCAAAAAACGAUUUCCGAGAUCGAUUCUCUGGAGCCUGUACAAGCCAAUCUUGAAAUAUUACCAACUGAUCCUAACAAAGUGGAGCAUCAGGAGGAUGCUAUCAACGCAGAAACUAAUUUCGAGAAACUACGCUUGGAAUUUCAAAGUAACGGCAUGUCUGUAAACGAUAGAACUCGAUCGAAACUCGAUUCGAAAUUAACGGAGGCCGCUCCUAUCGAGCUCAAGGAUUACAGGAAAGAAUGGACGGAGUUUGAUAGUAUUUCUUCGCGAGAAAAUACUCGUCAAAGUCUUCACAAUUCGAUAACAUUUCGAAGGAACAGAAAACCGACUAUAGUUUUUUUACACGGCUUCGGUUCCUCGGCAGAAGUCUUUGAACAUCAACUACAGUAUUUCUCUUCUUUUGGUUAUCCUUGCAUCGCUCCCGAUAUGCUUGGACACGGUAUGAGUUCAGCGCCCGGUCGAUCUAGAGAUUAUCACUUUAGUAAAUUACUCAAGGACUUGGACGCUGUUCUACAUCAUUACGCUUUCAAACCCGGAGAGAAAUGCGUUUUAGUGGCACAUAAUUAUGGAUGUAGCUUCGCUACGGCAUUAGCUUGCAAAUAUGACAGUAUUCAUCAGCUCGUGCUAAUAUCGGGCGGUGGCCCGACUCCUCUGGCUCCGCCGAGCACGGAAUGUGCGGGACAUUGCUGUCUCAGGGCGAUUCUCGCACCACUUUUAAUGUGCGGUCUUCACCGAGAUAUUCUAUAUUCCGCGCGAGGUCGUCAGCAUCCUUAUUGCGGUCACGAAUCGACGGAACAGUGGCCUUCCCACAUGAAAUACGUAUUGGACGGUAUGACCUGGCCGCAAGGAGACUACGCUUUUCACAGGAAGAUAUGUACACCGACGCUUCUGGUGCACGGAUUAAGGGACAAUCAAGUUUCGCUGGUGCAGGAGUGUCAAAUGGAAAGAACAAUGGUUAAAGCUUUCCUCGAAGCUAUUCCAAUGGCAGGUCAUAGCCCGAUGACCGAAUGCCCUCAGCAGUUGAAUCAUAUGAUACAUUGUUUCAUAGAUUUGUGGAAAAACAAAAAUGGCAGCAAUGAUAUUAUAUAAUAAUUUCAAUCUAGAAAUAAUCACCUAAAAAUCUGUAUGAUAUUGAAAUUGCAUCGAGUGAGUCGAUCGUUAUCAAAUAGUUAAAUAUGAUAUUAAACUUGUGUGUAUAUCUUAAGUGAAGGGAAUUAAGCAAUAUUAUGACCGAAAGUGAAUAUUAGCAAUAUUAUGAUUCGAAAAAGAUUGAAUUUGAUCGAACGAUAAGAUAAAUUGAUACACAAUUUGAGUGGCUUCGUAAAUGUGCCAAAAUUUAUGUAAAUAAAUACGAAAUGUCUCAUUCGUCUCUCGAUCACUUGAAAUAACUUUUAUAUAUCUGAAAAUAUUAUUUUUUUAAUAAUCAACAUGUAUCACCAAUACAUUUGAUUCAAUUUUAAAUUUGAACUUUUAAAUGUACCUGAGAAAAUUGUUCGCUAUCAUAAAUAAAAUAUAUAUAAAAUUUUAUUUAUAUUAAAUAAUUUUUAAAACUUGUUUUAUUGUUGUACCAGAUAAAAAAAGUUAUUCAAAGUGAUUUAACAAAUAUUGUAAACAGAGGCUAUGGAAUAGCAUAGAAAACCAAAGAUCAUUUAUAUAUAUCGUUAUUUCAUAGAUAAUAUUUUUAAUAU